AUGGCCCUCCCCCUCCCAGAAUGCUUCUCCCAAAUCCCCCGGCAUGCAAUUCUCUACCAAUCCCCAUCCCCAAUCCACCCCCUGCCCACACUUUCAAGACUAACACACCCCCGCAUAAACCUCUUCGCCAAACGCGAAGACCACUCCUCCCCACUAGCAUGCUCUGGGAACAAAUACCGCAAACUAGAAUACAUAGUCCCAGACAUCCUCUCCAACAAACCCAUUCACCACGCCCACGAGAACAACUUAACCCCAGCAGCACCUCUCCCAGGCCCAGCAACGACCCUCGUAACAGAGGGCGCAAUCCAAAGCAACCACACCGUCCAAGUCGCAGCCCUGGCACGCAUACUAGGUCUCAAAGCUAUUGUUCUGUUACACCGCGGUACGGGCGGUGGAUUACACGCGGCUGUUGAUAAAGAGGCCUAUCUGCGCAGUGGGAAUGUGCAGGUUAAUCGUCUUCUCGGUGCUGAGGUGCGGGUCUGUGAGGAAGGGGAUCCACUUGCGGAUGAUGCGACGCCGCUGCUUAAGGGGUUAGCUGCUGAGGGGGAGAGACCGUAUUGGAUUCCUGGGGGUGCGAGUUUGCAUCCGCUGGGGGGGUUGGGGUAUGCGCGGGCGGCGUUUGAGAUUGCUGAGCAGGAGGAGGGGAUAGGGCUUGGGGGGAGUGGACGGUUUGAUUAUGUUUUCGUUGCUUGUGGGAGUGGGAGUACGGUUGGAGGGUUGGUUGCUGGGUUUAAAUUGUUGGAGAAGACGAAGACGGGGAGUGGUUCGAGGAGGGUUGUUGGGAUAUUGAAUUCGCCGACGAAGCCGAGGGCGUAUCAUGAGGAGAGGGUGCUUGCUUUUGCGCGGAGGGCUGGGGGGAUGGUUGGGCUUGAGGAUGGGGAUAUUGGGAUGGAUGAUGUGCGGCUUGAUGAUCGGUUUGUUGGGAGUGGGUAUGGUGUUUUUGAUGCGGAUACGAAGGAGUCAUUGGAGUCUAUGGCGAGGACAGAAGGCAUGGUACUGGAUCCAGUGUAUACGGCCAAGGUUGCGAGGGGGAUGAUGCAUUGGGUUGAAGAAAGAGAAAUCGUGAAUAUUCAGCAGCCCUUGGAUGAAGUGAAUGUUUUGUUCAUUCACACCGGUGGGCAAGCUGCUCUAGGAGCGUAUGCAGAUAUCAAAUAA
Penicillium arizonense is the source of this 1155-nucleotide messenger RNA. Its product is annotated as 1-aminocyclopropane-1-carboxylate deaminase/D-cysteine desulfhydrase. NCBI's taxonomy places the organism in Eukaryota, Fungi, Ascomycota, Eurotiomycetes, Eurotiales, Aspergillaceae. The transcript has a single exon. The coding region runs from base 1 to 1155 and encodes 384 amino acids. Gene Ontology annotation, molecular function: D-cysteine desulfhydrase activity. The record is from RefSeq and is a predicted model, not a curated record.